AUGUUGGCACUUACUUUGACUGCCGAGCUCAACGGCGUAACAGAUCUCGCCCCCAUCGAUACCGAAGACAGCCCUUUCUACUACACAUUCAAGGUGCAAUGUACUUCGUGUCGUGAGGUCCACCCCAACUGGGUCAGCGUGAGCAGAUUCGAACAAAACGAGAGAGAACACUCUGCAACCAUUAAGGAGGCACCCAAGGCCUACACCCACAGCGACACACCCAAGGCCCAGAAAAUUAUCGAAUUCGACUGCAGAGGUCUCGAGUUCGUUGAAUUCAAGCCAGACGGAGAAUGGAAAGCUACCGGCAUCGAAUCAAACACAAAGUUCGACGCCAUUGACCUGACAGAAGGUGAUUGGUACGACUACGACGAGAAAGCCGGCGAGGAGGUCAGCAUCCAAGGCCAGAAAUGGGAGAUCAAGCGCUCAUAG
Molecule: messenger RNA, 429 nt
Organism: Aureobasidium melanogenum CBS 110374
Lineage: Eukaryota; Fungi; Ascomycota; Dothideomycetes; Dothideales; Saccotheciaceae
Exons: 5
Coding region: 1-429 (142 amino acids)
Molecular function (GO): zinc ion binding
Source: RefSeq, a predicted model, not a curated record